AUCGAACACCAUGACCAAACACAUCCCAACGCCCCCACAACCACACCGACCCAACCCCAAACCCAUGCAUCCCAGAUCAGUUCUACAAACCACCCUCCGCACCUCCCAACUCCUCCUCGCCAUCAUCAUCGCCGCCCUCUACGGCAUUGAUCUCGCCCACGCAACUCACACUAACACCCACGCGCAAGCGAGCUGGAUCUACGCCGAAUUCGUCGCCACAGUUUCUAUCCUCAUCUCUACCCUAAACCUCCUUCUCCCAGCCAUCCACGCGUCAUGGUCAACGAUAGACGGCAUCAUCAUGGUACUUUGGCUCGCCCAGGUGGGCGUGUUCGGAACGUUAUACCUUCCUGUGCGUGCGGCAGUGGAGGACGUGCGGUUCACGUCAUCGGUCAGGCGAAUGCAGGCGGCUGUUUGGUUGGAUAUGGUUUGUUUGGGGUUGUGGUUGGGCACGACGGGGUGGGGGGUUGUGCGGGGUGUGGGGGGUGGGAGGAGAAAGAGGGAAAGGUGUGUGGAGGGCGAUGAGGAGGGGUGUGUUGGCAGUGAGAAGAAAGGUGAGAUGGAAGGUGCUAAGAGAUUGUCACUAGCGAGUACGGUUUGGGAUGGGGGUGAGAAGUGCGAUGGGGGAUUGAAGAAGUGCUACGACAAGGAGGAAUGUCAUAUGGAUAUGAGGGAUUGCUCGGCUUACAAGUUUGGACUGGUUUUAGUGAUAGAUGUUUGGCGGGCACUCAUCCGUAACCCUAAGCUUUACACCGCCUACAACCUCUUCCCCGAAAUCCUUCCGUGGUUAUACACUCGGAUGCCAGGGUCUGAGUGA
Molecule: messenger RNA, 814 nt
Organism: Aspergillus ibericus CBS 121593
Lineage: Eukaryota; Fungi; Ascomycota; Eurotiomycetes; Eurotiales; Aspergillaceae
Exons: 4
Coding region: 11-814 (267 amino acids)
Source: RefSeq, a predicted model, not a curated record